This is a messenger RNA of Helobdella robusta, 318 nucleotides long. RefSeq lists its product as hypothetical. The transcript has a single exon. The record is from RefSeq and is a predicted model, not a curated record. Lineage: Eukaryota; Metazoa; Annelida; Clitellata; Rhynchobdellida; Glossiphoniidae. The annotation marks the transcript as partial.
CUUGUCUCGCAACCACCCAUGUUCAACUUGCCUCGCAACCAUCCAUGUUCAACUUGCCUCGCAACCAUCCAUGUUCAACUUGUCUCGCAACCACCCAUGUUCAACUUGCCUCGCAACCAUCCAUGUUCAACUUGCCUCGCAACCAUCCAUGUUCAACUUGUCUCGCAACCACCCAUGUUCAACUUGCCUCGCAACCAUCCAUGUUCAACUUGCCUCGCAACCAUCCAUGUUCAACUUGCCUCGCAACCAUUCAUGUUCAACUUGCUUCGCGCGUCUGUUCUGCUUGGAAGCUAUUUAUUUAUUAAUAAUUUCAAUUAA